CUUCCCCAAAUGUCACAAUCCUUAUUUUCACCUUUGAUUGGCAGCAAUUGCCUUAACUCACUGUUGCCGAAUCAUCGGUCACCGUCUACAUUUUCGGUCAGGCAACUCCCCCUUCCAAAUUUACAGUUAUCAGCCAAUAAAUCGAGGAGUUUUGAAACUAAUGCAUUUGAUCUCAAUGGUACACAAAGAAUGGGUGAUCAGCUCUAUUUCCAUGAAGUUGAACUCAAAGUCAGGGACUAUGAAUUGGAUCAGUUUGGUGUUGUAAACAAUGCUACUUAUGCAAGUUAUUGUCAACAUUGCUGUCAUGAAUUCUUCGAAAGAAUUGGCGUAAGUGUUGAUGAAGUGGCUCGCAAUGGUGAUGCAUUAGCAACAACAGAGCUUUCACUUAAGUAUCUAGCACCUCUAAGGAGUGGAGAUAGAUUCGUCGUGAAGGUGAGAGUAUCCAGCUCUACAGCAGCUCGUUUGUAUUUCGAACAUUUCAUCUUCAAGCUUCCAGAUCAAGAGCCUAUCUUGGAGGCAAGAAGAACAUCAGUGUGGCUUGAUAAAAGUUACCGUCCUGUCCGAAUUCCGUCAGAGUUCAGAUCAAAAUUUGAUCAGUUCAUUCACCAGAAGUGAUCUAACUAAUGUGUUUGUGAACAAAAUGCAGAAGAGUUCUUCUGAUCAGGUGAAAAUUUGGUUAAUUUAUAUACUAAUGUAUAUAUUUUCUUUGGUUAAUAUCACUUUUGGUCCCUCAGCUUUUAAUAAAUUCUGAAUUUAGUCCUUGUGAUCUCUACCUUUACAAGGUAGGGGUAAGAUUAGGUACGUUCAGAACAUCCUCUGCAUACUCCCCCUCAACAAGUCGAGUUAUAUUUGAUAUAUAUGU
Molecule: messenger RNA, 862 nt
Organism: Solanum stenotomum
Lineage: Eukaryota; Viridiplantae; Streptophyta; Magnoliopsida; Solanales; Solanaceae
Product: acyl-acyl carrier protein thioesterase ATL3, chloroplastic-like
Exons: 8
Coding region: 10-615 (201 amino acids)
Cellular component (GO): chloroplast
Molecular function (GO): fatty acyl-[ACP] hydrolase activity
Source: RefSeq, a predicted model, not a curated record